Molecule: messenger RNA, 738 nt
Organism: Penicillium olsonii
Lineage: Eukaryota; Fungi; Ascomycota; Eurotiomycetes; Eurotiales; Aspergillaceae
Source: the annotation of a GenBank genome assembly
AUGGUUGAUAUCAUUCGAACUCACACUAUUGACUCAUACGGUGCCAAUGUUCAACCUCCCAUCGGCAAGGUAGGAGUUACUCAAUUUGACAACCAGAAUGGUAUUUCCAGAUCUUGUUUCCCCUUGAGUUUCUAUGCCGUGCUAAGAAUAUGCAAACCAGACAAGAAAGCCUACUUCGAAUCGGUCCCUUCAGCCCGAGCCCUCCAAGACCGCUUCAUCAAAGAGGCAAACAUAGAUAUCGUCGGCCGUGUCGCUUCCUACCUCCAUACCGUCACUACGCUACCAGUUCGACUUGCCCGCGAAGGAAACCAAGAAUACUUUGCUGGCCUCUUGCGCCUAAUCAAUUCCUCCGCCCUUAUACACGCAGACUACGGUGCAUACGAUGCCCCGGGAUGGGAAAUCGGUUGCAUCUCUGCCCAAUUGAGCUGGAAUGUGCUUCUACGAGAGGUCCAGGGUGGGGAGUGUGUCAUCUAUCGUCGGUUCUGGGAAGGCAAGAGUGAUGAUGAGACCUUCCGACAGCCCAGCCCUGGGUAUGGAUAUAGGAAGGAUGCUGUUGAGGGCUGUGAUGUACAAGUAGUGCAGCCGGAAGUUGGAGAGUUGACAUUGUUUAAUUCCAGGAAUUUCCACUCGGUGAAUGCGGUGCGACAGCCGGAAAUAUUCCCGAGAUAUACCGUGAGUUCGUUCAUUGGGCUUCUCCCAACCGCUGCGGGGGGAUUUGAGAUCAUUCUGUGGUCGUAA